This is a messenger RNA of Entamoeba invadens IP1, 800 nucleotides long. Its product is annotated as HNRNP arginine N-methyltransferase, putative. Gene Ontology annotation, molecular function: protein-arginine N-methyltransferase activity. NCBI's taxonomy places the organism in Eukaryota, Evosea, Mastigamoebida, Endamoebidae. The transcript has a single exon. The annotation marks the transcript as partial. Gene Ontology annotation, biological process: peptidyl-arginine methylation. The record is from RefSeq and is a predicted model, not a curated record. Gene Ontology annotation, cellular component: nucleus.
AACGCGUGUUAGUAGUUCAGUGUGGUUUUGGGAAACUUGCUUUACUUGCUAAAAAGUAUAAAGCGCGUUAUGUCAAAGCGAUAGACACGCGUACGAUUGCUCAGUUUUUUCGGCAUGUCGUUGACGAGUUAAAAGUCGAUAUUGUCGUUGAACAGACAUCCAUCAGUGAAGUCAAAGAGAAGUACGACAUUAUCAUCUGCGAUUGGAUGGGUAUCAAUUUGUACUACGACUCUUUGCUCAGUGAGAUGUUGAUAGCCAAAACAAAGCUGAAGAAGUGUGGAGAGAUUCUACCUUCUGGUGGGAAGUGUUACAUCUGUGGAGUGACUGAGAUCAAUUAUGUCGACGAACAAUAUGAGUUCUGGAAGGAUGUGUAUGGCUUCGACAUGUCGAUAAUGUUGAAAGGAGUUGUUUGCACCGCUUACAUCGAUAACAUCGAUGAGUCCAAAGUGAUCACAUCAAAGCAUCUUCUUUAUGGCGUCGAUUUAAAUGACUUCGAAGAGGAGAAUUUGACUCCACGCACAGUCAAAUUCUCUAUCACACUAAAGAGACAAAUGCCACUCGUCGGGUUUUGUACUUACUUCGACUGCGAUGUGAAGAACAAGAAGAUCUCAUCCGCACCGGGGAAGAAGACUACGUGGAAACAAUGCUGCUAUUUAUGCCCGUCACCCAUGAACGGGAAGAUCGAUGAUGUCAUAACGGGUCGAUUUAAAAUGCUUCGAAAGAAAGGUAGAUGGAUGGUCCAGAUUCAGUACGAGUGUAAAAAGAGGCAGUUUGAAGGGACAUUUCCUUAUGUGUUUUAG